ACUUCGAAAAGCUUUUAGAUUUCCUUCUUUUUAUUUUUUGGGGUGCAGAGGGAUUUCUAAAAAUUUCAUUGGCGAAUGAGUGCGGAAAAAAGGGGGGGGGGAGAAAUCGUCUAAAAUAGAAGGAAUCUUCGAGACUUUGUCGGAAUCUCGUACAUGAAGGCGGCGUCUCCGGCGGCCGGAGGAAUCGGACAGCGGACAGCGGCGUCGCUUGUGAAUUCUUUCCGACUGGCUGCGGUGGCGCAGCGGUUGGCCUUCUUCGUUCAGGCUGGUCGCCUGAGCAACUACAAGGAUCUCGGCGAGUUCCGAACCUGUUGUAUCACUCUGGCUAAAGGCAUCGAUUUCGCGAUUGCGAACAAUGAGAUUCCAUCCAAAGCUCGAGAAUUGCCUUUCCUGCUCAAGAAGCUGUGCAGGCGUAGAAGUGAGCAUUAUUCCAUAUAUGCGGUGUUAAUGGUGAUGAUGCUCUCGGUUAAGAAUGCUUGUCAGUUGGGAUGGUUUCAGCAAAGCGACAGUCAGGAACUUUUGGCACUUGCUGAUGAGAUAUGGAAUGGUUUUGGCAGUCAUGGAGGUAGCAGCCCUAGUUUGGAAGGCUCUGGCACUCCAUUUUCACUGAUCAUGGAGAGGUUCUAUCCAUUCAUGAAGCUGGGGCUUACUCUUCUUUCCCUUGAAGUGAAGUCUGGGUAUACAAUUUUGGCGAAAGACUUCUGUAUCUCGAAGAAGAUGCCUCAUACUACUCAACAGAAAAUACUGUUAUUUGUUGCCCGAACAGACAGCAUUGAGACAUCUGCUUGUAUUAUAAAUCCUCCAGAAGUCAGCUUCCUAUUGAACGGAAAGCCAGUUGUGAAGAGAGUAAACUUCCAAAUGGAUCCAGGGCCUCAGCUCCCAACAAAUGUUACUCCAUUGCUCAAAUAUGGGACGAACCUGCUACAAGCAAUGGGCAAUUUCAAUGGUCAUUACAUCAUCGUUCUUGCCUUUGUGGAUGUGAUACUGCUGCCUGAAACAUCUGUGCUGAAAGAUUACGUUCAGUCUGAAAGCAUUGAAUCAAAUUCAGAUGCUGACCUAAUCGAGGGGCCAUCUCGGAUAUCUCUCAGUUGUCCUAUCAGCCACAGUCGUAUCAAACUUCCUGUCAAGGGUCACUUGUGUAAACAUCUUCAGUGUUUUGACUUCUCGAACUAUGUCAACAUCAAUAUGAGAAAACCAUCAUGGCGCUGCCCGCAUUGUAAUCAGCCUGUCUGCUAUACUGAUAUUCGUGUGGAUCAAAACAUGGUCAAGGUUCUAAAAGAGGUUGGAGAUAAUGCUGCUGAUGUGAUAAUCUCUACCGGUGGAUCAUGGAAGGUUGCGGUGGAAAACGAUGAGACAAUGGAACCUGUGCGUGAAACCAAUCAUGAUCAUGAAGACCAAACUAGCAUCUUAAACUCUGGCCAGAUGGUUUUGGAUCUCACGGGGGACGAUGAUGAGAUGGGAACAUUUGGUAAUACUGAGGUUGAAGACCAGAAGCCCCUUUUAUCCGAUAUUCAAGGUCAAUCUAGUAAUGCGAAUAACGCUGCUUUGAAUGGGGACUUCUCUGGGUUUCAUACCUCCAAUGACCUACCACUGGAUUCUAUUAUGCUGGAUCAGUUUUCUGCUCCAAGCAACGGUAUGCCACAGCCAGCACAAACUUCAGAAGCUGCCCUCGGGCAAGAAUAUAUUGACUCAUCCCCAAUACCUAGAAGCCGAGAUCCCGUAGCAGUACAAGCCCUACCCAUACCGUCCUUACAGACCUCAUCUACCACGGAAGGCAGACCCGCAGCCACUACCACCACGUUCAAUGCAUCAAUACCCAUUUCUCAGUCCCCUCAGUUUCAGGCUUCCCCUGUUAUGCCUGCUGGACAUUACAUGGCUUCGGCUUCUCAGGUUCAGACAUCAUCUACACAGGAUAGACCUGUAACUACCACCAUGGUCAGCCCACCGAUACAAAGACCUCAAUCUUCUCAGGCCCAUGCGCCAUUUGUUAUGCCCGUUGGACAUUGUCAGGGUAGUACGGCCAGGUUGAUGGAGAGAUGGAGACUGUAUUACCGCAAUCCAUCUCAAGUGCCAGCCUCAACCUCAUCCCAUGGCCAUCCUUCAAUACUGAACAUGAGAAGCCAGUUUACAACGCCCCUAAGACAACCACCAUCCUCACACGAGUCUCGGGCGGCCAACAUAAACUUUGGCCACCAAACCCGGUUUGUAAGCAAUGAUCAGAUAAACAGCCUUAACCAAGCAGGUCCCACGGUUCAACCCGUAUCACAAGUCAGCAACCUAGUGGACCAGACCUCGGCUAAUAACACCACCCCUGCCAACUGGCGGCCAGUGGGCCGUAUGAGAGGAAGCCUUGUGCCUGGAUCUUACUCUGCAUCUCUUGACCACAUGAUCAUCCGACCAUCCCAACAACAGUCCCGGACAACUAGAUCGGCUCAAACCUGCCAGCCACUUCCUUCAAUGGAUUCUUACAAUCUACCUGAUAUUCAAGCGCUUUUGGCGAACCAAACCCCUGGGAUGGGUAUCCCCCAGACGCAAACCGUUAUAGAUUCACCGCCUGUGACGGUUCUGCCUCCCGAUUUCACAGAGUAUUCUGGUACAAUGCCUCCUCCAGGGACAUGGUGGGAUGAUAUCUUUAGUUAGGACAGCAACUCUACUAACAUGGUGAAACACGUUUAACAUGGUUGUGAAUUCUUUGGUUUAGGUUUGAACCGGUUUAGGCUUGUGAUAUGGCUACCGAAUUCCCGGUUUGUUGCCAGGUUAAAAUGUUGUCAAGAGGGCUUGAUUCCAUCUGCAGUGAUGUGGAAUUUUUUUUUUAUAAAAAAAAGGUGGUGGUUGGUGUAUAUUUC
Molecule: messenger RNA, 2846 nt
Organism: Tarenaya hassleriana
Lineage: Eukaryota; Viridiplantae; Streptophyta; Magnoliopsida; Brassicales; Cleomaceae
Product: E4 SUMO-protein ligase PIAL2
Exons: 16
Coding region: 154-2640 (828 amino acids)
Biological process (GO): protein sumoylation
Molecular function (GO): SUMO ligase activity; zinc ion binding
Source: RefSeq, a predicted model, not a curated record